AUACCCUGGGAUCAAGCAGGCACCAGACAAAGUCUCUCCCAAUUAGUGGAACUGGGGUGCCUAUAAUUAUCCGGGGAGCUCGAGCAGUUUUCCGAGAUAUACAGGAGGCCAAACAAUACCGCACCCUUUUUCGUUAACCAUUCCCCAUGCCUUUAAGACGAUAAGCAAAUAUGGAUUCAGAAGACGGGGAGCUGUAUAUCAAGCGCUUGGCCGCUUAUGUGCGCACACACGAGAAGGGUCUAGCCAACGCCCUGCAAUUUCGAAGGCAACCUGCCCGGCAUGGCACCAGUCAAAGUGUCUCCUCUAUUCAGACCCCGAAGUCGCCGGCUUUGCCCGAACGUCCCUCAACAUCCGCCUCACCAUCGAGCCCCCUUGCAACGGCAUUGUCAUUCGGCUCGUUGAGUUUAACAUCUAAUAAUGUCAAAUCGACAAGACUGAGCCUUACACCCCAUCACCUGUUCUACUUACUAUCUCGCUACGAAGAGCUAGGAAUAAAUGUUGGACCCAUGAAAGUGCGUCUGGAAAAUUUGCAUGACACCUCGGCCUCUGCCAACUACGUAUCCUUCUUGAGCUCCUCCCAACGUACCAAGAGCCGCGGUUCCGAUGUGGUAUCAAUCCGCUCAGUAUCGAGCAUUCGAAGCGUCAUGACCGGGAUGUCAUCCAUAUGGAAUAGUAUUGGGAUUGGGUCAAGUAUAUCGGCUGCUCGAAUGGAAAGGCAGAAAGCUGCCUUACAAGCAGAUAUGAAAUAUCUCUACUCGGCAUUUACCAAGAUACCAUGUCUUCGACUGGCACCCGACUGGCAAACGAAGUUGAUCAAAGGAUACGAGGAGUUCCCCUUCGACUCGGCAGUCCCGCUCUACGUAUUCAAGAAUCUGCAAUCACUGGAAGUUAAUGGCGUAGAUUAUCGACAAUUCUUCGGCUGGGACCGCAUGGCAGACCAGAUCCGAUCUCUCACUCUCAGGCGUGCCAACAUUGAGGAUCCAGCUGACAUACUCAUUGACAUUGUAUUGGAUGAUAUGGAUAAGAGGCGACGUCGGUCCUCAAAAGCGCAAUCAUCCCCUACUGGUGCAUAUGCCCAUGUUUCGAGCCCGAGGCGCAGUCCUACAAUUUCAUAUUCAGAUUCUCAUAGGUCCACCAUGGCACCAGAAAUCCCAGAGCGUCGAUAUUCAGUAGCAGAUAUCCAUGUGGGAUCGGCAAGCACAGACUCAGCUGACAGUAUAUCACCUCACGACUCUCGCCGUCCUUCAGUCCCAAGAAUUGAAACUGAUGAGCCAAAAUCCAAUAAGUCGGCACGGCCAAGAAGUCAUUCUCCUAAUCGGCCUGCCACUUCUCGUCAUCACACGACAAAUCCAAGGGGCUCUCAAAAAGUCAGGCGGUCCGGGUCUGGCAGCUCACAUUCAAGCCUAUCCGAUUCAUGGCAUAAUCCGAGAAAUAGUGCUUCUAACUUAUUGGCCAUGGGUAUCCUCCCCGCCUCCAAGUGGCGACUCUUGAAGCAUCUAAGUUUGGCAGACAACUCCCUCACAGCAAUUCCGGCAAGCAGUCUUGCUCCAUUGGCGAAUACGCUGAACUCCUUGGACUUGUCAACAAAUCUAUUUACGCAGAUCCCCGAUAGCCUAGCAACUCUUUCCGGUCUACGUGCUCUAAACCUCUCGCACUGCAUGAUAGAUUCUUUGCAUUCUUUGCUCCGCAAUCCCCUGCCAGCUAUCAGUGCCUUGAACCUUCGUUCAAAUCGCCUUCAGUCGAUUGCAGGGAUCGAGAAAUUAUACCCUUUGGAAAGAUUAGACCUUAGAGACAAUCGCUUGACUGACCCUGCGGAAUUGGCUCGUUUAACUGGAAUGCCCGACAUUCGCGAAAUCUACGUUGAGGGCAAUCCUUUCGUACGCACCCAUCGCGACUACCGGGUCACAAUUUUCAACCUUUUCCGCAACACUCCAGGAUUUACAGAGGAUAUAGUCAUCGACGGUUCAGGCCCAAGUCUUUCGGAGAGGAGGUAUCUCGUGGAACGCGCUGCUGUACCUGCUGCCGUCCCUGUAGUGAAGCCCCCUGUCCCGGAAAUACCUACUGUGGACGUGAGCAAGCCAGCUAUUAUCCACGAAGCACCGAAAGAGCCCAAUGUCUUGCGAAAGGAACGACCCCCCCGUCCUAGCCCCAAAGCUGUAGCUAGUGAAGUCAACACGAGCUCUACCAGACGCCGGCGUACCCCAAAACGUAGGAUUGUGGAUCUCGCUACGAACGAUCGUGUUGGUGAUACCACGCAGCAGCGAACAAGCGUUGACGAACCCAUUCCGACCCUUCAUGAUUCGCUCGGCACAACAAUGGAUUCUGAAAGUAAUUACCGUGUCUCCCAUCCUCCUGAGACACAAGACCUACAAGUAAAGGUUGACACGGAAACAAGACCACCUGUCACUAAGAACCUGCCAGAGGUACCACGCAUUAAUACUACCACCGUCUUCGAACGACCAGUAUCAUUCCUGAAUAAAGAUACUUCAGAAUUAUGGAAGGAUGCUCAAGAUUGGAAUGCCAGUGGCGAAAUCUACCGGCAAAAGAUUGAGGCGUUGAGAGACAAGGUUGGCAACGGUUAUCUGAGCGUCCUUAACGAGGAAAGCUGGGAACCGUCCCGACCAGCAUUCGCAGCUGAUGAAUUUAGCUCCGCGUCAACAAUACGACCUGGCUCUGCUCGUACCUCUAGCGCGCAAGCAAUCACGACUGGCGGUAGUCUAGUCUGAACGGAUUCUUCAUCCUCAUACUUACGUUUCACUCUUCCCUCCGCCUUGAAUUGGCACUCUUUAUAACAUAACCACAUACCCCAUCACGUUGUCAUGGUUUUCGAUAUACCAUCACCCGAUUGCAUUGUGUUAUUCUAGUUACGUCUAAUGUUUUAUGGGGCAUAGCGUUCCGGCGUUCAAUGGAAAGAGAUCAUAGUGUUUUGCAUUUUUAGGUCUGCACUAUCACUGCAGACCAGGUGUUGUCUGUUUUUGGUACGAAUCGAUAGGGGGGGAUAUGGUGAGCCACGUCUGACGAGUCUAGUUGGUACACAGGAAGAGGGUCGAAAGCU
Messenger RNA from Daldinia caldariorum, 3055 nucleotides. RefSeq lists its product as uncharacterized. Gene Ontology annotation, cellular component: cytoplasm. Gene Ontology annotation, molecular function: protein kinase binding. The record is from RefSeq and is a predicted model, not a curated record. The transcript has 2 exons. Bases 171 to 2726 code for a protein of 851 amino acids. Lineage: Eukaryota; Fungi; Ascomycota; Sordariomycetes; Xylariales; Hypoxylaceae.